Microthlaspi erraticum is the source of this 318-nucleotide messenger RNA. The record is from the annotation of a GenBank genome assembly. Lineage: Eukaryota; Viridiplantae; Streptophyta; Magnoliopsida; Brassicales; Brassicaceae.
AUGAGGACGAGACCUCUAAAUUCUGGUAAAUGGGAUGAUAGCCUUCACUAUGUUGUUGGCGAUGGAGUCAGCAAGACGAAAGUCAGCGAUCCUGCAUCAAAUGCCUCGUUACUUUGGAAAAGAACCAAGCCACCGCCUAAUGUCAUUCCUAAAUUUUGCAAGAAUAAAGACGUUAAUGAAGGCUUCAGCUUCUUGUUCCAUCAAUGCAGCCUUUCGCUCAUGCAUGUGCAUGUCUGCAAGCUUUCGUACUUCUCCAACAGCCUCACCAUAUCUGAUGAAACCCAAGACAUAAGAGAUUGGGGGAAAAGUAAACCAUAA